AUGGACGUGCUGCGGGACGUGAAGCUGAUCCAAGUGGGCGGUGCCACGUAUCGCACAUAUUACACUGGAGAUGUGCGCGGCGGCGGCGCAGGCAGCGCGCAGCCUACAGCAGCAGCAGCAGCAGCAACAGCGGUGGUGACGUCCGCGGCCCAGGCAGCGCCCCACCCCUCGCCAUCACGCGCUCACCAGCCUUUCCCACCACCCCAGCAGCAGCAGCAGCCGCCGCCGCGGCCGCCGCCGCCGCCACCGCAGCAGCAGCAGCAGCAGCAGCAGCAGCAGCAGCAGCAGCAGCGACAUCGAACAACCGAUGACUUGGGCGCCGCCCGCCCGGCCAAUGCCUUUUCCGGGCGCGUCCUACUCGACGCCGCCGUCCUGCCCUUCCUCAUUGGCCGCCAGGGCGCGCGGCGCCGCGAAAUUGAGUGCGAGACGGGCGCCUUGAUUGACGUCCCGCGCCGCGCGGCCGCGCCGGACGCGCCGACGCGGCCGUCCCCAUCGUCGCCGCCCACCAGCGAUGCCGUGGUCAUCAGGGGCCCCAGCCAGGGCGCCGUUGACGCGGUGCUGCGGCUGAUAGAGUCAACGUUUGACCACGCGGUCAACUCCCCGAAGCGACUGCUCGACUACGAUGCCUUCGUGUGCAUACCGCUGGCCGCUGCGCCGAUAACCGCCGCGCUCCGCAAUUGGGGGGCCCGUGUAAGGGCCGACCCCCGAGCAGCAGCGUGGGGCCUAGUGGAUGAAUCCAUAUUCGUAGCCCCCGGGCUUUUGCACCUGACGGUGGUGAUGCUGAAGCUGUACUCGGACCCCCGGCGCGCCUUGGCGGAGGCGGCGCUGCGGGAGGCCGCGGCGCGGGCGCGGGCGGCGCUGGCCGGGGGCGAGCCGCUGCGGGUGCGGCUGAGGGGGCUCGCGAUCAUGGGGAGCGACGCCGCCGCGGCGCACGUCGCAUACUGCGAG
Monoraphidium neglectum is the source of this 948-nucleotide messenger RNA. RefSeq lists its product as hypothetical. The record is from RefSeq and is a predicted model, not a curated record. Gene Ontology annotation, cellular component: nucleus. Gene Ontology annotation, biological process: regulation of DNA-templated transcription; DNA alkylation repair. The transcript has a single exon. The annotation marks the transcript as partial. Gene Ontology annotation, molecular function: RNA binding. NCBI's taxonomy places the organism in Eukaryota, Viridiplantae, Chlorophyta, Chlorophyceae, Sphaeropleales, Selenastraceae.